Molecule: messenger RNA, 7871 nt
Organism: Zootoca vivipara (common lizard)
Lineage: Eukaryota; Metazoa; Chordata; Lepidosauria; Squamata; Lacertidae
Source: RefSeq, a predicted model, not a curated record
CUCUGCUCCCCUUGAUUUUGCUCUUGCUAAGUGGCCAGGAUCCUGGAUCGUCCCUGGCAUGAAGAGCAGGGGGAGGGUGGAGGAGGGAGACGGCCGAAUGGAACGGAGGGAGACAUUUGGGGAGCCUUGUGGGGGCCCUGGAUCAGGAGGCCUGCCUGGGGGGGAUACCCUGGGGUCGGGACAAAGGUCCUGGACGAAGGUUCCACUUGGCAGUUCCAGACAGCAAGGGGAGCUACCCCCCCUUCCCAAAUUACACUUCUAGGUUGACAAGGCAGUGGAGCUUUGGCCAAGUUGGGGAAGAGAAAUGUGGCUAAAAGCUCAAAGCUGGGGGACUGGAUAAAAGGCAGAGCCUUGCUUUAAUCCCAGGCCUCCUCAGAUCAGACAUUUUUGUGUGUGUGUGUGUUUCUUUUUUCUGCACCUGCCUCCUGGCUAGUGAAGCCAAGUCCGCUCGUUUCAGUCAUUUGCCUUUGAUCUGACGGACUGACGAUGCGAGUUUGCAUGUUAGCCAAAUGCUUUACUAUUUCUGGGACCGCAAGGGGGAAUCAUCGAGUCAUAGAGUCGAAAGGGACCUCUGAGGGUCAUCUAGCCCAACUGCCUGCAAUGCAGGAAACGUCCCUGACAGGUGACCUCUACCUAAAAACUUCCAAGGAAGGAGAGUCCGCCCCCUUUCACCGUCAAACAGAAAGUUACUCGGAAUGCAGGAGGCAACUUCCUAUCAAAUAGGCAAAAGCUCCUGGUUGGAAGGGAGAGCCUUUCUCCUCUCUCUGGCAGCCACAUGGCAGAACCAAAAUAGCCUCUCCAAGUCAGAAAGUGAAGGGGACUCAUUUUCUCUCUCGACUCCUUUCCCUUUUGCACUGUCUGAUGAUUCCCAGGCAGCCCAAAGCAACGCUUGUCGCCUCCUCCUUCCAGGCUUAUUAUUCCUUGACGGCUUCCUGCUUGUGGGAUGAUGGAAGCUGUUCCCAAGAAGGCUCACCUGGUGCUUUCGUUAUAUGUCUUUUAAGGCACCAGGCAAAGACUUCCCUCUAUAUCCUGGCCUUUGGCCUUUAACUCUCUGUGGCCUUUUAGAAGUGGGUGGGAUGUUAAGUCGCUUUGGGUUGCCCUGGGCGAGAUGAACAAAUUUAAAGAAUAAUAUUUGUUGGCAUUUGCCUGUCUUGAAAGACAAUGGAGUGCACCUCUGGGGGUGAAGUCAAACCGCUGUGCUGGCAGCACUGGAGUGACCUCCUUGGGGUGCAAGCCCGGGCAGUGUGUCUGGAGGUCCUGGGGCUGCCCAGAUGACAAGACUCCCCCCCCCUUGGCCUCCCUCAUAUGGUCCAAAGAAAAGCAGAGGAAGAUGUUGGGCACUAGCUUGGCUGUCAGAGUGGCCAGAAGGAGGCAUUCAAGGCACCAUCCAACCACCUUAGGGAUGCUGCUCCAGAUUUGUGUUGGGCUUGCCCCUGAAGCCUUUCUUCUGAAGAAAUCCCACAAGGCAGCAGAGGUUUAGGGUCAGAAAUGUCCCUGCCUAAAGAAGUGUAACGUGUAUCAUUUCUCUGGCAGAGAUCCCCACAGCUCUAAGCAGCCGGUAGGUCCUGCUUAUACAGCCUCCACUCCUACUUAUUUUUUAAUUGACCUGGAUUUCUGGCCUGCUGGGUUUUGGUUCUGCCAAAAUUAUAGUCUUACCGCAGCAAGCAGAACAGAAUAUUUGCUGGAGCUGCCGGUGUUCGAAAUGCUUGGAAGGACAUCUUGGAAAGUGCAUGAGAGUCUCCUUUCGGCAAAAUGAUGUGCAAAACGGAAAAUUAAAAAUAGAUUGGGUGACGCGGCCAAAGCUGGAGCCGACCCUGGACAGUGGUGCAAUCUCCAAAAAAGGAGACAUUCCACGAUGCUCCCAGGCAGAUGUCGCUCAACUAGAUAAUUUAUUAUUUCUUCAUCCUAAUACGUAUGAGAGAUGCAGCAAGGCUAUACCAAGGAAUGAAACAAUUUAUCAAAACAUUUCAAAUGGAGUAUUUUUUUUAUUUUAAAAAAACCACUGACAGAAGUAGAAUCUCUCAUUUACUCUAUCGAGCAUCACAAAAACCGUUCCUGUUCAUCGCAGAGACCGUUAACCAUUUCCCUCUGAGCUGCUGACUGACUGAGCUCACUUGGGGAAUGGCUUGGGCUGGUUUGUGUGAAUAAAGGGAAUGAGUUUUGUUCUUUGGAAUGGAAGAUUUAAAAUGUAGUUUGGCUCUUAAGCAAAUGGAUUGUUUUUACACUGCCCAAAGCAGUGGACAAGCCCAAAGCAGUGGACGUCUCAUAAAGAUAUCUAAAAUAUACCUCCUCUUAAUUCAACUACCAAUCAAAACUAAUCUUCAGACUAAAGACAUUUGCUUUGCUUUUCUCUCUUGCAAGAGGCCUUUUUAGUUCAGGGUGUCCUCUCAGGCAAUACUUUUCAAAUCAACUAUACACUGCUAGCCCCCCCCCCCCCGGGUAGCAGGGCAUUACCCAUUGUGAGAGGCUGUGCAGUCUUUUGUAAGACUUGGGCUUCUUUUCUGAUAUGCACAAGGCACAACCAAAACUGUUGCCCCUCCCAGCUCAUCUCCAACACUCUCAAUGCUGCGAGGCUCCUCAGCCCCCCCCUCUCUGCCCCUUUCUUCUAAGAGUCCAGUUUUCUAGGGCUUAAAGCCUGGCUUGAUUUUUAAUAUGCUAAAUCCAGUGUCUGGUACCCAGGAAUUGGGGGGGGGGUGUCCAAGCAAAUUCAUAGCAAUAUUUUUAGCAGGCCUUGGGAAAUAGUACUGGCUGCAUCCCUCUUGCUACUGUCGGGGGUCAAGGACCAGCUCUCCCCGGGCAUCCUUGCACUCUUGCCCUGCUGUUGAAGGUGUGUGUCCUAGCCUGCUUCCCAUCAUGUGUCCGGAAUGUGGUUUGCAAUCCCUUCCAGAAGCAGAGCAAAGCAAGACCUUCUGGACAGGUCUGGUGCCGGCCUCUUCACGGUCUCUGGGGGCUUCCCUCCCUCCCUGCUGGAGCUGAGCAGGGCUAGCUAGUUGCCACCACGUCCUCAAGCGCCAUUAACGGCAACAUCGCGGCCGUUGUGCAAAUCUGUUUCAGGCCCCAGCUGCCUAUUCUUCCCCCUCUCUCUGUUUCUGCAGAGGAACAAUCCCUGCGCACUGGAGGGGAACAGUAUGGCCUUUAAUUGCUGGGCUCUCCUGUUACUGCAGGCGGUUGUCUCGGAAGGGGUGGCAGACGCCUGGUUGUCUCUGGUUACUUGGCACCUCUCUGGGCAGGAACUCCAGAGCAGACUGCUGAAAGGACCUGCUGGGAUGCCGCUCUUCGGAUUGGGGCCUGGCCAGAAGAAGCGGCUGGAAGAGCAUGAGAGGCACCUUCGCGCCAACGAUCGAGCCUUCAACCUCCAGUUUGAAUAUGCCAGAAACUCCAUCCAAACCUCCAAGUACAAUGUCUUCACCUUCCUGCCUCUCAACCUGUUUGAGCAGUUCCAGCGUGUGGCCAACGCUUACUUCCUCUUCCUCCUCAUCCUGCAGCUCAUCCCUGAGAUUUCUUCCCUCUCCUGGUUCACCACGGUGGUCCCCCUCAUCUUGGUGCUGGCCGUGUCGGCAGCAAAGGACGCCAUCGAUGACGUGAAUCGACAUGCAAACGACAAGCAAGUCAACAACCGUCCUGUCAAGGUGCUGAUGAAUGGCAGCCUGAAGGAUGAUCUGUGGCUGAAUGUUGAAGUUGGGGACAUAAUCAAGUUGGAGAACAACAACUUUGUGACUGCAGACGUGCUGUUGCUCUCCAGCAGUGAGCCCCACAGCCUGACCUACAUUGAGACGGCCGAGCUGGAUGGGGAAACCAACCUGAAAGUGAAGCAAGCCUUGACGGUCACGGCUGAGCUGGGAGAGGACCUGCAGGCCCUGAGCAGCUUCGAUGGCGAGAUCAAGUGUGAAGCGCCAAACAACAAGCUGGACAAGUUUCUGGGGACCCUCCUCUUCAAGGGGGAGAAGUACGCCCUGGACAACGAGAAGAUGCUGCUAAGGGGCUGCACCAUUCGCAACACAGACUGGUGCUUCGGACUGGUCAUCUUCGCAGGGCCAGACACCAAGUUGAUGCAGAACUGUGGAAGAACCACAUUCAAAAGGACAAGCAUCGAUCGCCUGAUGAACUUCUUGGUGCUGGUGAUCUUUGUUCUUCUGGCCGCCAUGUGCUCUGUGCUGGCCAUUGGCAAUAGCCUCUGGGAGUACAGGAUGGGCUCUGCCUUCCAGGUCUACCUGCCCUGGCCGCACGACGUCCACUCAGCCUUCUAUUCCGCCUUCCUCAUGUUCUGGUCCUACGUCAUCAUCCUCAACACGGUGGUGCCCAUCUCCCUCUAUGUCAGCGUAGAGAUAAUCCGCUUGGGCAACAGCUUCUACAUCGACUGGGACCGCAAGAUGUACUACCCGGUUAAUGACACUCCUGCCCAGGCCCGGACCACCACCCUCAACGAGGAGCUGGGACAGAUCAAGUACAUCUUCUCCGACAAGACGGGGACCCUCACCCAGAACAUCAUGGUCUUCAACAAGUGCUGCAUCAACGGGAAGAUCUAUGGGGAUGUCUAUGACUUGGAAGGACAACGGGUGGAGAUUUCGGAGAGUACCCCAAAAGUUGAUUUCUCAUACAACUCCCUCGCUGACGCCAAGUUCUCUUUCUACGACCAAAGCCUGGUUGAAGAAGUGAAGGCGGGAGAUGUCAUCACCCACAAGUUUUUCCGCCUUCUUUCUCUCUGCCACACGGUGAUGCCAGAAGAGAAGAAGCAAGGUGAGCUGGUGUACCAGGCUCAGUCUCCGGACGAGGGAGCCCUGGUGACAGCCGCCCGAAACUUUGGCUUCGUCUUCCGCGCCCGGACCCCAGAGACCAUCACUGUGGUGGAAAUGGGGAAGACGAUCGUCUAUAAGCUCCUUGCCAUCCUGGAUUUCAACAAUGUGCGCAAGCGGAUGUCUGUCAUUGUGCAGCGCCCCGACGGCAGGGUGACCCUGUACUGCAAGGGGGCGGACACGAUCCUGUACGAACUCCUGCACCCUUCCUGUGCACCUCUUAAGGAGGAGACUACCGAGUACCUGGAAGAGUUUGCUGGGGAAGGUCUCCGGACCCUGGUCGUGGCCUACAAGGACCUGGAGAGAAAGUCCUUUGCCAACUGGCAGAGGCGUCACCACGAAGCCAGCACAGCCCUGCAGGACCGAGAGGAGAAGCUGUCUGAGCUGUACGAAGAAAUCGAGAAAGACCUAAUAUUACUUGGUGCCACGGCCAUUGAGGACAAGUUACAAGACGGUGUCCCACAGACCAUUGAGACCUUGGGGAAAGCGCAGAUUAAAAUCUGGGUGCUCACUGGAGACAAGCAAGAGACGGCCGUGAACAUCGGCUACUCCUGCAACAUGCUCUACGACGACAUGAAGGACAUCUUCUUCAUCCAAGGGGACACCUUUGAGGAAGUGCGCGAUGAACUCAGGAAAGCGAGGAAGAUGAUGACGCAGGAGGCCGUCAUGGAUGACGAUGAGCUGGACACCCAAGUCAAGAAGUCCGGCAACUGCAAGGUCUUGCCGGAGGAACAGCCCAACGGGGAAUACGGCCUGGUCAUUAAUGGGCACAGCCUGGCCUAUGCUCAGGAGGGGGAGCUGGAGCUGGAGCUGGUGCGGACGGCCUGCCUCUGCAAGGUGGUGAUCUGCUGCCGGGUGACGCCUCUGCAGAAGGCGCAGGUGGUGGAGCUGGUGAAGAAGUACAAGAACGCCGUCACGCUGGCCAUUGGGGACGGGGCCAACGACGUCAGCAUGAUCAAGGCCGCCCACAUUGGCGUUGGCAUCAGCGGCCAGGAGGGCAUGCAGGCCGUGCUGUCCAGCGACUUCUCCUUUGCGCAGUUCCGCUACCUGCAGCGGCUGCUGCUGGUCCACGGGCGCUGGUCGUACAUCCGCAUGUGCAAGUUCCUGGCCUACUUCUUCUACAAGAACUUCGCCUUCACGCUGGUCCACUUCUGGUACGGCUUCUUCUCCGGAUUCUCCGCACAGACGGUGUAUGACGAAUGGUUCAUCACUCUUUACAACAUGGUGUACACCUCCUUGCCUGUCCUGGGAAUGAGCCUCUUUGACCAGGACGUGGAUGACCGCUGGAGCCUGCAAUUCCCGCAGCUCUACAUGCCUGGCCAGCAGAACCUCUAUUUCAACAAGAAGGAGUUUGUCAAGUGUGUCCUCUACAGUGUCUACAGCUCCCUGGUGCUCUUCUUCAUCCCCUACGGCACCCUCUUUGACUCCCUGAGGAGCGACGGGAAGGCCAUUGCGGACUACCAGUCCUUUGCACUCAUGGCCCAGACCUGCCUGCUCAUUGUGGUCUCUGUCCAGAUGGGACUGGACACUGCCUACUGGACGGCCGUCAACCAGCUCUUCAUCUGGGGCAGCCUGGCCAUGUACUUUGCCAUCACCUUCACCAUGUACAGCGACGGCACCUACCUCAUCUUCACCGGCUCCUUCCCCUUUGUUGGCUCGGCUCGGAACACCUUGAACCAGCCCAAUGUCUGGCUUUCCAUCUUCCUCUGCGUCACCCUCUGCGUCCUCCCCGUCGUCGGCUUCCGGUUCCUGAAGGUGCAGCUCAAGCCCACCAUCAGCGACCAGGUCUUGAACAUGGUGAAGCGGCUGCAGAAGGGGCAGCUGCCUCCGUCCCCCAAGCGGCGCCUGCAGCGCAAGGCCUCCCGGCGCUCCGGCUACGCCUUCUCCCACCAGUACGGCUUCGGGGCCCUCAUCACCUCAGGAAGGAACAUGCACCCCUUCGGCGUCACCAGGUCCUUCUCCCCCAACAGCGAGAAGUACAGGCUGAAGUGAGGCGGAGGGGUGAGGGUGCUCCUUGAACCUUCCCAGGGACAGGCAGAGCUGACAGGACAGCCUGGGUAAAGGGGGCCCUCUUUUUCUGUGGGCCCCAGGCCCCCAGGGGCCAGACUGUUUGGUCCUGGGGAGCGAGAGAGGAGAUUGGGCACCACGCGGAGCUCCCUGGAGGAGGAAGGGGGUCCCCAGGGGAGAGAAGGAAGAGGGGACCCCCCCCCCGAGGUCCCUCCAUCACAGCCGUUUCCAGGUCCCUUCUCCUCUCGCCAUCCACGUUUAUCUGGAGACAUCCAUGGACCCCUGAAGCUCUUCCAGAAGUGGCGGGCCCAAUCCGCCCAGAACCACCGGGGGGGGCGGGCUUGGCAGGUAACAGGUGAUGGCAGUUCGGUGAGGCCAUGGAAGGCUGCCAUUUCCAGCGUGGUGACCGGCUGCUCAGCCCCAGAGGAUUCCCAGGGGCCAUUCUGGGAGCAGGAAGCGUGGAUUUGGCAGAGCGUGGAGGGGCCCUAUCGGGACGCCCCCCAGAGACUCGAGAGCCCCCCACGGCCGGGAGCCCGGAUACAGUUCGGGGUGGAGAUUGCUGUCCCAUGUGGCUGAAUAGGCAAAGCACUGAUAGGGCUGGUCUAGUCUUCCCCCUGUGUGGCCAGGAUGAUGCCCUUCCUCGGUUCCAAGGAUGGCAUGGGGAAAGGCGCGGCUGGGGCCUCUUGGUGCUCCCCGUGGGUCCCGGCUAGUCUUCCCAAAGCACCUUAUCAGUGGGGGCGGGGGGGAUGAUGCUGCCUGGCCAGGAUAAGUCCCCCCCCCCGCCUUGGGACUUUGUGGCUGCCCGGGGCAGGAAGGCCCCUGGCACUGGUGGCCCUUGCCCCAUGGCAAAGCGGGGCUCAUGCUGGGUGGGUGGGUGGUGCUCAGGGAAGGGCAGAACCGGCCCUGUCCUGGUUGGGUCCCUCACAGGGCUCCAGAUUGUGGGGAGGGGGGGUCCCUGGCCACCUUUGCACUGCUCUAGGUGGGAGGGGAACAGGUGAGGCUGUAGGAUGCCCCACAGAGUUUGGCCUUCCGUUUGUACAACCCUUUGUAAUAAAACAGCAAAUGAAAAGG